AUGGCGGCGAGGCCGACCGCUCUGCUGGUGCUCGUCUGCGCCGUGGCCGCCCUGGCCGCGUCGGCCGGCGCGACGCAGUUCAGGGUGGGCGGGCAGAGCGGGUGGAGCGUGCCGGCCGCGGGCUCCGAGCCCUACAACACCUGGGCGGGUAGGCUCCGUUUCCAGAUCGGCGACCAGCUGCUGUUCGUGUACCCCAAGGAGACGGACUCGGUGCUCCUGGUGGACGCGGCCGCCUACAACGCCUGCAACACCUCGUCGUACGUCGCCAGGUUCGACGACGGCAGCACCGUGUUCACGUUCGACCGCUCGGGCCCUUUCUUCUUCGUCAGCGGCAACGAGGCUAACUGCCGCGCCAACGAGAAGCUCAUCGUCGUCGUCCUCGCCGACCGCUCCGGCACCCGCACGCCUCCCGCAGCGCCGCCGACGUCGUCCGCGCCGCUGCCGAGCCCGCCCUCCUCGCCUCCUGCUGCUGCCCCUGCACCGGCGACGAGCCCGUCGUCGUCGCCACCCUCGGGCAGCGCUGCUCCCGUGCCAGCUCCCGUGGCCACCCCUACCUCGCCGCCGUCCCCGGCGGCUUCGGCUCCGGCGCCCGCUCCCACGACCACCACCCCGAGCUCGCCGCCGGCGCCCGCUGCCCAGACCCCGUCGCCGUCCACGACACCAACACCAGGAGGCGGGUCCUCCCCGCCACCGUCUGCUUCCGCCAACGGGCCGGCCGGCGAGGGCGGCAGCAGCUCCAACACGCCACCUCCGCCUUCCGCGGCUGCACCCAUGGUCGCGGGCUUCGUCGGCUCGCUCGGCGCAUUCAUCGGUUACGCCAUGCUUGCUACCUGA
Messenger RNA from Miscanthus lutarioriparius, 834 nucleotides. The record is from the annotation of a GenBank genome assembly. Lineage: Eukaryota; Viridiplantae; Streptophyta; Magnoliopsida; Poales; Poaceae.